AUGACUGGGUUGUUGUCUCUACCACCUGAGCUUCUCCAGGAAAUAGGCACUAAGAGGACCCGGGCCGACAGGACUCUACGUUUAAUAUGCAAACAGAUCAAUUUUGGGCUGGAGCCGCGAAUUUUGUCAACAAUUGCGUUAUUAUCGAUAUCCCAGCUCGAACACCUGGUUGCCGCUGAGCCAAAGCCAUCACCUACUGCAAAAUAUGCAACCCAACUAAACGUUUACCUAUAUGACCUGUUUAACGAGAACAGGGGUUUAACGUCUGAAGAGGAGGCCAAAAUCAAGUUAUUACUUGUCCCAGCUAUUGGGUCCUUGACUGGGGUCCGUAAAGUCUUGGGCUGGCUCACGUCUGACAGUGACACCGAUCCAGAGUGGGCCGUCCUCCAAGUUUUUGAUGCCCUUGCGUCGCUUCCAUUCCUAAAUGAUCUUCAUCUGUGCUGUUGGCCUGUUUCCAACCCUUUCUUGCAGCUGCGACGAUUGCCACACCUCGAAAAUUUGACCAUUACCCGUGAAUCUUGGCAGGAUGAUGAUUGCAUCACCGUUAUUCCCAUUUAUCAGAAUGCGCCGAACUUGAAUGACCUUCUUUCGGAAACAUCCAAAAGUUCGGUGUUCUUGAAAAUCACACAUCUUACCUUGAAGGGGCUGCCUGUAAAACUGGAUGCCACCGUACUUUCCCAUUUGAGAUCACUGAUCUCUCUCACUACUGAUGUUACCUUCUCACCGCCGGAUCAAGUUUCGGAUAAUCAAGGUGCUGGAUUUUCGUCAGGAGAUGUUUGGUCGGUUUUGUGGUUCGAAAAAAUCCAUCUGCAGGAAAUUAUCACAGAUGUCGUCCAAUCAGCCCUCAUCGAGUAUCUAGCAUCAUUUUCUGGUCUUCGACGUCUCAUACUUACUGAAACACCAUAUGACAUGCCGCCACAGGUGUCUGAUCAACUUGCUCUCAAGUUUUAUGAACAGGCUCUCCAGAAUCACGUCCAUUCCCUCGACGCUCUUGAAAUCAACACCAAUUACGAAGGGAAAUGGUCUUUCGCGAGCCACUGCUCCAGCAUAAUAAUAAAAUGUACACGCCUUACGUUCCUCAAAUUAUCCAUCAACUCUGAGGAUAUGGCGGAAGAAAAUAACAAUAAAGAGGAUUCAUCCGCCAGCGGAGGCAAUGUGAUUUGGUCGCUCUUGGAUAUCUGUGCAGCUCUCCCUGCUUUGAAGACUCUUAAAUUGUUCAGCACUUCCACAUAUGGAACGGUCACUGCCAAGCAUUGCGCUCGGACAAAUGCUAAGAUCAUCAAGAAUGUGACAAGCUAUAAGCCAACCACCCCCAGUCAUGCAUUCCGCAUUUUCAUAGAUCGGGAUGAAUUUGAGUUGCAGCGGGAUGAGUUGGGUAUGAACCUCGGAUACCGAUGUACUCUAUAG
Messenger RNA from Laccaria bicolor S238N-H82, 1407 nucleotides. RefSeq lists its product as uncharacterized. The coding region runs from base 1 to 1407 and encodes 468 amino acids. NCBI's taxonomy places the organism in Eukaryota, Fungi, Basidiomycota, Agaricomycetes, Agaricales, Hydnangiaceae. The transcript has 5 exons. The record is from RefSeq and is a predicted model, not a curated record.